UCGUUUCUCUCAACCCGCAGCGAUGUCGUCCUGGUUUGGGGGCCUCGGCUCCGGCUUGGGCCAGUCUCUGGGUCAGGUCGGGGGCAGCCUGGCUUCCCUUACUGGACAUAUUUCAGACUUUACCAAGGAUAUGCUGAUGGAGACGGAGGAAAUGGAAGAUUUUCCUAAUUCUGGGAAAAAGGAAUUGGAAUCCAUUCAUGCAAUCUUAAGAUCAGAGAAUGAAAGGCUUAAAAAACUUUGCAGUGAUCUAGAAGAAAAGCAUGAAGCAUCAGAGCUUCAAAUAAAGCAGCAAUCUACAAGUUACCGAAGUCAACUACAACAGAAGGAGGUAGAAAUCAGCCAUCUUAAAGCAAGACAGAUUGCGCUUCAGGAUCAGUUGCUGAAAAUGCAGUCAGCUGCUCAGUCAGUACAUUCAGGAGCUGCCAGUAUGCCAGCAACCACUGUGUCAUCUUCAUUUGGUUAUGGGCUCAGUCAUCAUGCUUCAGGAUUCCAUGAAGAUGACAUGGAUUUUGGUGACAUAAUUUCGUCACAACAAGAAAUAAACAGACUGUCAAAUGAAGUUUCAAGACUUGAAUCUGAAGUUGGCCAUUGGAGGCAUAUUGCUCAGGCACAAGGAACACAUAGCUCUGAUCAAAGUGAAAUCUGCAGACUGCAAAAUAUUAUUAAAGAACUUAAACAGAACCGAAGUCAGGAAAUUGAUGAUCAUCAGCAUGGAAUGUCAGUAUUACAGAAUGCACAUCAACAGAAAUUGACAGAGAUAAGUCGUCGGCAUCGAGAGGAAUUACGUGACUAUAAAGAACGAAUUGAAGAACUCGAAAAUCUAUUGCAACAAGGUGACUCAGGAGUUACAGUAACUGAUCACUCUAAAAUUGAUGAGAUGCAAAAAACUAUUCAGGUUCUUCAGACUGAAAAAGUAGAAUCUACAAAAAAACUUGAAGAACUGGAGAAUAAAAUAGAAAACAUAAAUAAAAAAUUAAUUUCUGCAGAAAAUGACAGAGAUAUCUUGAAGAGAGAACAAGAACAGUUAAAUGUGGAAAAGAGACAAAUAAUUGAACAAUGUGAAAGCUUGAAACUGGAAUGUAGUAAAUUACAGCCUUCUGCUGUGAGGCAGAGUGAUACUGUGACAGAAAAGGAGAGAAUGCUUCUACAGAAUUCUUCACAGGAAGAAGUGUACAGACUACAACAAGCACUGUCUGAUGCUGAAAAUGAAAUAAUGAGACUAAGUAGUUUAAACCAGGAUAACAGUCUUGUUGAAGACAAUCUGAAACUUCAAAUGCAUGUUCAACUUUUAGAAAAAGAGAAGUCAAUAUUGAGUCAAGAAAAGGAAGAACUUCAGCUAUUAUUCUCAAAAUUGAGCAAUGAAUAUGAAGUAAGUCAAAGUACAGCUGCAAGAGACAUGACUUUGGAUUUGGAAUUACGUGACUUAAGACUUAACUUGGAGGCAAAGGAACAAGAACUGAAUCAGUGUAUUAAUGAAAAGGAAGUACUGAGAGCUGAGUUGGAAGAACUGGACACACAAAACCAAGAAGCUACAAAGCACGUGAUUUCAUUAAAAGACCAGCUAUCAAAACAGCAAAAUGAAGGGAAUAGCGUUAUCAGGAAACUGAAGCAAGAUCUGGAUGAUGAAAAAAAGAGAGUUCAUCAACUUGAGGAUGAUAAAAUGAACAUUACCAAAGAGUUAGAUGUGCAGAAAGAAAAGUUAACUCACAGUGAACUGGCUCUAAAUGAUUUGCAUUUAACCAAGCAAAAGCUUGAAGAUAAAGUCGAAGAUUUAGAAAAUCAGCUAAGUAAAUCACAGAAGAAUAACUUAAACAUCCAGAUGGAGAACCUUGAAAUUAAGGAACACAUUAGACAAAAUGAAGAGGAGCUAUUCAGAAUCAGGAAUGAGUUAACUCAGUCUCUUAAUCAACACUCUAACAGUAAUUUUAAAGAUGACUUAUUUAAAGAAAAGGAAGCUGAAGUUAGAAACUUAAAGCAAAAUCUUUCAGAAAUAGAACAGCUCAAUGAAAAUUUAAAGAAAGUUGCUUUUGAUCUCAGAAUAGAAAAUGAGAAGUUGGUUUUAGCAUGUGAGGAUAUAAGACAACAACUGGAAGAAUCUGUUGCUGAUAACAAACAGAUUUCUGUGGAAAAAAACACUAUUGCAGAGACUCUGACAAGGGAAAAAGAACAAAUAGAAGCAGAAUUGUGUCUGGCUGAAAAGAGGCUUUUGGAGGAAACAAACAAGUAUAAACAAACCAUUGAAGAACUGUCAAAUUCACGUAAUCGGAAUACUUCUGCCUUACAGCUGGAACAUGAACAUUUAAUUAAACUCAUUCAGGAGAAAGACUUUGAAAUAGCAGGACUCAAAAAGAAUAUUGAGCAAAUGGAUACCGAUCAUAAAAAGACCAAGGGUAUUUUGUCAUCUACUUUAGAAGAGCAGAAGCAAUUUACACAGCUUAUAAAUGAGAAAGAAUUCUUUAUUGAAAAAAUUAAAGAAAAAAGUUCAAAACUGCAGGAAGAAUUAGAUAAAUGUUCUCAGGCCUUAAGAAAAAAUGAAACUUUAAGGCAGACUAUAGAGGAAAAGGACAGAAGUCUUGGAUCCAUGAAAGAAGAAAACAAUCAUCUACAAGAAGAACUGGAACGACUCCGGGAACAGCAGAGUCGAACUGGGCCCAUCACUGAGCCUAAAACCCUCGAUAGUACCACAGAAUUAGAAUCCGAGGUAUCUCAACUGAAUAUAAUCAAGGAUCAUCUGGAAGAGGAAAUUAAACAUCAUCAAAAGAUAAUUGAAGAUCAAAACCAGAGUCAUAUGCAACUGCUUCAGUCUUUACAAGAGCAGAAGAAGGAAAUGGACGAGUUUAAAUACCAGCACGAACAAAUGAAUAUCACACAUACCCAGCUCUUUUUAGAGAAAGAUGAGGAAAUUAAGAAUUUACAAAAAACAAUCGAACAAAUAAAAACCCAGUUGAAUGAAGAAAGACAGGACAUUCAAACAGAAAAUUCUGAUAUUUUUCAAAAAACAAAAGUUCAAAGCCUUAAUAUAGAAAAUGGAAGUGAAAAACAUGAUUUAUCUAAAGCUGAAACUGAAAGAUUAGUGAAAGGACUAAGAGAACGAGAGUUGGAGAUUAAACUUCUAAAUGAAAAGAAUAUAUCUUUAACUAAACAAAUUGAUAAGCUAUCCAAAGAUGAGGUUGGUAAACUCACUCAGAUUAUCCAGCAGAAAGACUUGGAGAUACAAGCUCUUCACGCAAGAAUUUCUUCUGCUUCCUACACCCAGGAUGGUGCUCACCUUCAACAGCAACUGCAGGCCUAUGCUAUGGAAAGAGAACAAGUAUUUGCUGUUUUGGAUGAGAAGACAAGGGAAAAUAGCCAUUUGAAAACAGAAUAUCACAAAAUGAUGGAUAUAGUUGCUGCCAAAGAAGCAGCACUCAUUAAGGUGCAAGAUGAGAAUAGAAGAUUGUCCACUAGAUUUGAAAGUAGUGGGCAAGAUAUGUUUAGAGAAACUGUUCAGAAUUUAUCACGUAUCAUUCGAGAAAAAGACAUCGAAAUAGAUGCACUAAGUCAGAAAAGUCAAACUUUGUUGGCAGUUUUACAGACUUCCAACCCAGGUAAUGAGGUUGGAGGUGUUAAUAGUAAUCAGUUUGAGGAGCUCUUACAGGAGCGUGAUAAAUUAAAACAACAAGUAAAGAAAAUGGAAGAAUGGAAACAACAGGUGAUGACCACCGUCCAAAACAUGCAACAUGAGUCUGCCCAGCUUCAGGAGGAACUUCAUCAACUUCAGGCCCAAGUUUUGGUAGACAGUGAUAAUAAUUCUAAAUUACAAAUAGACUACACUGGCCUCAUCCAAAGUUAUGAGCAGAAUGAAACCAAACUCAAAAAUUUUGGACAAGAAUUAGCACAAGUUCAACACAGCAUAGGACAGCUUUGUAGUGCCAAGGAUCUUCUUUUAGGAAAACUUGAUAUCAUGUCACCCCAGCUCUCUUCUGGAUCAUCAUUUACCCCCGAGGCAGCAAGUGAGUCUGCUGGAUUGAGUGAGUCUCCUAGUUUUCUUCAAGAAGAGGUAGAAGAGUUAAGAAAAUUGCUGCAGGAAAAGGAUGCAACAAUUAGAACUCUCCAGGAAAAUAAUCACAGGUUGUCUAAUUCGAUUGCUGCCUCCUCAGAGCUGGAAAGAAGAGAACAUGAACAAAGUGAUUCAGAAAUUAAGCAGCUGAAAGAGAAACAAGAUGUGUUACAAAACUUACUUAAGGAAAAGGACCUUUUAAUCAAAGCCAAAAGUGAUCAGUUACUUUCUUCAAAUGAAAAUUUCACUAACAAAGUGAAUGAAAAUGAGCUUUUGAAGCAGGCAGUAACAAACCUGAAGGAAAGAACGUUAAUAUUAGAAACAGACAUUUCUAAACUAAAAGUGGAAAAUGAAAAAAUAGUAGAAACAUCUAGGGGAAAGGAAACAGAAUAUCAAGCAUUACAAGAGACUAACAUGAAGUUUUCUAUAAUGCUUCGCGAAAAAGAGUUUGAGUACCAUUCAAUGAAGGAGAAAGCUCUUGCUUUUGAGCAGCUAUUGAAAGAAAAAGAACAGGGUGAGGCUGGGGAGUUAAAUCAGCUUUUAAAUACAGUUAAGUCAAUGCAGGAGAAGACAAUUACAUUUCAACAGGAGAGAGAUCAAGUCAUGUUGGCCCUGAAACAGAAACAAAUGGAAAACAGUGCCCUACAGAAUGAGGUUCAACACUUACAUGACAAAGAAUCACGGUUAAACCAGGAGCUCAAUAGAUUGCGCAGUCAUCUUUUAGAAUCGGAAGAGUCUCACACUCUGGAAUUGUUGGCCGUGGAAGAUAGAGAGACUAAACUGAGAAAGAAAGUCACGUUAUUGGAGGAAAAGUUAGUCUCAUCUUCUAAUGCAAUGGAAAAUGCAAGUCAUCAAGCCAGUGUGCAGGUAGAGUCAUUGCAAGAACAAUUGAACAUCAUCUCCAAGCAAAGGGAUGAAAUUGCAGCGCAGCUUACUGUCUCUCAGGACCAAGUAAAGCAAUAUGCUCUGUCAUUAACCAACCUGCAGAUGGUUCUAGAGCACUUCCAGCAAGAGGAAAAAGCUAUGUAUUCUGCUGAAUUAGAAAAACAAAAACAGGUUAUAGCCGAGUGGAAGAAAAAGGCAGAAAAUCUGGAAGGAAAAGUAUUAUCAUUGCAG
This is a messenger RNA of Castor canadensis (American beaver), 5155 nucleotides long. The record is from RefSeq and is a predicted model, not a curated record. Lineage: Eukaryota; Metazoa; Chordata; Mammalia; Rodentia; Castoridae.